Molecule: messenger RNA, 5980 nt
Organism: Olea europaea var. sylvestris
Lineage: Eukaryota; Viridiplantae; Streptophyta; Magnoliopsida; Lamiales; Oleaceae
Product: putative disease resistance RPP13-like protein 1
Exons: 6
Coding region: 216-4178 (1320 amino acids)
Biological process (GO): defense response to other organism
Molecular function (GO): ADP binding
Source: RefSeq, a predicted model, not a curated record
CCACACAAUCCAUUGUUAUCUUUUGCCAGGAUCAGUUUCACUGUUGCCUUCAUCGAAUUGAAUAGACAACCAAUGAAAAUUCUCCGCGUUGAUUGACCCCACCUUGUUCUAUAAUUGAACCCAACCACCAGUAGACGACUUUCAUAUAUUCAAGUCAAUCUUCCUUGCAUUUAUCUCUCUUAUCUCUUGCUUUCUGUCUCACACAAAAGAUAACAAUGGCUAUUGUCGAAGUUUUUGUUGGUGCAAUUCUCACUGUUUUGCUUGAGAAGCUGGCCUCUGGUGAGCUGAUGAAAUUUCUGCGUCGUAUAAGAAUCGAUGACCAGCUGGAAGAAUGGCGUACAACUUUGUCGAUGAUCCAGGCCGUGCUUACUGAUGCUGAAAACAAGCAAACAGGAAACGUAGCUGUGAAAGAGUGGCUGAAGGAUCUGGAAGAUUUGGCUUAUGAUCUUGAAGAUUUAGUGGAUGAGUUGAAUACCGAAGCUCUGCAGCGCAAAUUAAAUGAAAAUAAAGGCAGCACCAGCAAGGUAAGAAAGCUCAUCCCAACCUGUUGUACUAAUCUUUCUUACAAUGAUUUCAAGUUUGAUCGCGGGAUUGCUUCCAAGCUCGAAGAGAUUAGUGGCCAAUUGAAAACUCUAUCCAAAAAGAUAAAAAUUCUCAGAUUAGUGGAGAAUGUGAGAGGGAGGUCUAAUGAAACAUUGCCAACAACUUCGCUCGUGGUAGAAUCGGAAGUUUAUGGAAGAGAGAAAGACAAAGAGGAAAUACUCAAAAUCUUAUUUGGUGUUGAAUCAAAUGAUAGUCAAAUAUCUGUGAUUCCAAUUGUGGGCAUGGGAGGUGUCGGCAAAACAACUCUUGUCAAACUUGUGUUUAAUGAUGAAAGACUGAAGGGCAAGUUUGAUCUUAAGGGAUGGGUUUGCGUUUCAGAUGAAUUUGAUGUUGAAAAAGUAACGAAAAAAAUUCUUGAGUCAGUUUCUUCUGGUGGAAAGUGUGAUUAUGAAAAUUUUGACACGCUUCAGGUCAAACUAAAGGAAAGCCUUUCAAACAAGAAAUUUAUGAUAGUUUUGGAUGAUAUUUGGAAUGAUGAUUAUGGAAAAUGGGACAGCCUAUGCAGUCCUUUUCUUGCUGGAAAACCUGGAAGCACAAUCAUCAUUACCACUCGACAAGAAAGGGUGGCCAAAAUCAUGUCUGAAAUUCCAGCAUACAAUCUGGAUCUGUUAUCAGAGGGCGAUGCUUUAUCAUUGCUAGCUCAACAUGCAUUUGGAGCUAAAACUUUUGACAGUCAUCCAGAUUUAAUAGAGAUUGGUAAGUCUAUGGUAAGAAGAUGUAAGAUGUUGCCCCUGGCAGUAAAGGCCCUUGGGGGGCUUCUUCGCGUGGGAGAUGAUCCUGAAGGAUGGGAAGAGGUGUUGAAAAGUGAGAUCUGGAUGGACGAAGAAAAGAGUGAAAUUCUUCCUGCUCUCAAACUGAGUUAUCGCCAUCUUCCUCCUGAAUUGAAAAGAUGCUUUGCUUACUGUGCUCUAUUUCCCAAAGACUGUGAAUUUGACAAGUUCCAACUAGUGCACUUUUGGAUGGCUGAAGGUCUUCUGCAGGAAUCAAAGAAAAAUAAGUCAAUUGAAGAUGUAGGUAGUCAAUAUUUUGAUGAACUACUGGCUAGAUCAUUCUUCCAACAAUCAAGUGACAAUGCUUCAUGCUUUGUGAUGCACGACCUCCUUAACGAUCUAGCUAUGUCUGUUGCUGGCGAUAAAUGUUUGAGGAUGGAUGGUGCACUGCAGGAAAAUCUUCCUGGUAAGGUUUCUGUAAAUGUCCGUUACUUGUCAUUCAAGCGCAAUGAGUAUGAAACUUACCCUAGAUUUAACUUUCUCGACAAAGUUCCAAAAUUGAGAACAUUUUUGCCACUACCGGUUGAGGUGCAUCGUUUUCACUUAUCCCAAAGAAUUUUGCUUCAACUAUUCGCAAAUUCAUGCUGCUUAAGAUUUCUAUCCUUGAAUGGUUAUGAGAUAUACGAGUUGCCAGAUUCUAUUGGUGAUUUAAGACAUUUACGAUACUUAGGCCUAGCUGAAACUCCGCUGACCUGGUUGCCUGAAUCUGUGUGCACUCUUAUCAACUUACAAGUGUUGAUUCUAAGUGGUUGUAAGAGACUUACCAAAUUACCCACAAGCAUGGAAAAUCUUAUUAAUCUUAGGCAUCUGGACAUUUCUGAUACUGGUGAAUUACAUGAGAUGCCUCGGGGAAUUGCUCAACUAACAAGGUUGCGAACAUUAACUAAGAUGACUGCGACUAAAAAUGAUGGAAUGAGGUUAAAGGAGUUGGGAAAUCUAUCAUUUCUACAAGGUAAUAUUUCUAUUGAGGAAUUGCAAAAUGUUGUGUAUGUUCAAGAAGCAACGGAUGCAAGGCUAAUGGAUAAGACAAGCCUCAACGGAAUAAGGUUGGCAUGGAGCAAAGACUUUGAUGGUUCUCGGAAUAAGAUUUUAGAAUUGGACGUGCUUAAUGCAUUAAAGCCCCAUAAAAACUUAUCAACACUUGAAAUCAUGUAUUAUGGGGGUGAGAAUUUCUCUAAGUGGAUUGGAGAUUCAGAAUUCGCUAAGUUAGCAAAGAUAAGCUUUGAAUUUUGUAAAAAUUGCACGAGUUUGCCACCAUUAGGGCAACUACCUUCUCUAAGAGACUUGAGGAUUCGAGGCAUUGAUCAAGUAAAAGUGAUUGGAACUGAAUUUUAUGGAAAUAGAGGCCAUGGAGAAUUACCUUUUCCAUCACUCACUAGUCUGACUUUUGAGGACAUGCCUAACUGGGAGGAAUGGCAUGGAAUAGAAGGUGUUAUCGAACUUCCUCGGCUACACAAAUUGAAGAUAAAAUAUUGUUCAAAAUUGCUCAGGCUUCAAGAUCUCUUACUACCAUCCCUUCGUGAAUUAAAAGCUAUAGAGUGUAAUAAGGUGGUGCUACAUCAUAUGCAGAAAUUGGAAUCUUUAACUCGAAUACAAUUGACGAACAUUUGUGAAUUAACUUCGAUUAUCAAAGCAUUUGACCAGUUUCCUUCAACACUUGAAAGGUUGAGAGUUUAUGGAUGUAAGGACCUUGCAACUCUAUUGCCAAGUAAUGAUACUGCACAAAACCUUGUCAACCUAUGGGAAGUGGAUGUUGAAAGAUGUCCUCAACUAUCGUCCCUUCAAGAGAUUGAUGUUCUUCCUGGUCUUAGGAGUCUUAACAUAACACAGUGUGGCGCUUUGGUGUUGUUGUCUAAUAAAAUAUCUUUUCUUGAGAAGUUGAAUAUCGGCGCUCCAUCAUUAAAGACGGUGAUGAAGUUACAGGAUUGCAGCACCUCGCUCAAUGAUCUGUCUAUUUCUAGGUGGGUGAAUUUGAAUUUGACAAAUUUACUAGGCUCGGGCCACGAUUACACAAGUCUCACUUUUAUAACCUUAUGGCAUUGUGAUGGUCUAGAGUCAUUUCCCGAUGGAGGCUUGCCCACACCAAAUUUAAGGGGGUUAUCUAUAGGGUGGUGUCGACAUCUCAAAUCUCUACCCGAUCAGAUGGAUCUACUUUCGGCCCUUUUAUUCCUGUGGGUGUCUGGCUGUGAUUCAUUAAUUACACUCUUUCCCCAAGGGGAUAUUCCCCCAAAUCUUACUAAUUUGGACGUGGUGAGUUGUGCUUCGUUAAUGGAACUCUUUCCCAAACAGAAUAUUCCCCCAAAUCUGUCUUACCUUAAUAUCUCAUAUUGCCGGAAACUACGGCCCCUAGGGGAAUGGGGCCUACGCACACUCACCUCUCUUAAUUCCUUUAGAUUUAGUGGAUGUCCAAAGUUGGUUUCCCUCACUAACAAGGCUGACGAAGAACACUUUGUGCUUCCUCCAUCUCUAACUAAGUUGUCGUUGAGCUACCUGCCGAAUCUGGAAACCCUAUCAAAGGGCUUCCAAAGUCUCACCUCUCUUCAACAUUUAUCCAUCGACGACUGCCCAAAGCUUGUGGCAUUGCCUUCGGAAGACCAGCUUCAAAAUCUUUUGAGCCUUAGCAUUAUAUGCUGUACACGUCUUGCGAAACGGUGUUUGAAGAACAAAGGAGACUACUGGCCCAUCAUUGCUGACAUUCCCGAAGUCGAAAUUGAUUUCAAUUCCAUCUACGAUCCAUGUCCAAGAAUUCAGUUACAAGAGUAUGAAUCAAUAUCAGAGCCGAUUUACCAACAAUCGAGUAAUUGAUUGGCUAUGGCGCUAAAAUCAGCCUCUCUUCUCCCCUUGCAUUUUCUCAUUACUUGUAAGAACGCAAGAUGGAAUGAUGGUUCCUCUUCUAUGAGGCCUUCAAGUAAGUCUCUUUUUCGAUUUACUUUCUGCAUUUGCAUUUAAGUGUUUGUGUAAAUGCCGCAGUGAAAUUAUAUGGUAGGAUCUGUGACUGAAGCAAUGCCGCAGUGAAAUUAUAUGGUAGGAUCUGUGACUGAAGCUAUGUUCAGACGUAUAACUUUUCUUGCCUUUAUUAUUUCACAAUUUUAGUAAUAUUUUCUGCUUAUUUCCCGGGUUGCAUAGUAAAAUUGAAUUAUUUUAUCAAAAGAUGGAUAUUGAUCAUCUCUUAGCUUCCCUUUUUUUAAUAUCUUUAUGGAAUUGUUGUAAUAGUAUUACCUCUUUAUGAUCAUUUGAUUGUUGGAAGAUCAUAUGAGGAAUUUCGGGAAAAAUGAUUUUUUUGCGAAAAAAAGGUUUUGUGUGAGUAGGGAAAGAAUAUCUGUCCGUGUGCAUUUAGAUCUGUUAUUCAUAUUGAUAGAUGAUAUUCCAUGUCGACGCGCAUUUCAUAUAGAACAUAUACUCAUCUUGGGUUGUUAGGUACCUGUUGUAGCUUUGCACAUGUGCUCUCCAUAAUGUUUAUUGUUGCAACGUUCAUAUGAUCAGAUGGUUAUUGAUGGUGUUAAAUGUUACUCUUAACUGAUUGCUAAAAUUGAUAGAGUUGAGAUGCGACACUGAUUUUCUCCGAGCUGCCGUAAGUUUUGCCUCACCCCCUUUUUUCACAUUUUGCUUGAUACUCUUGUUAUCUGUGAUUAAUUUUGCAUUGGUAAUAUUAGGCUUGCUGCAAGGAAGGCCAAGAAGAAAAAGAAAGUGAAGGAUCCAAACAAGCCAAAGAGGCCUUCAAGUGCUUUCUCUGGCAAAAGGAGGAAGAUGAUGAGUAAGGACUACCACGGAAAAUUGGAUUCUGGAUUCAAGUGAGGGAACAAGCAUCUCUUCCCUUCCAUUAACUCUGGCAAGAAAAAGAGAGGAAACGCAUGUCUUGGUUUUCCGUUUCUGUAUGCAAUUAUUUAGAGGGAAUCGGUGGAGGAAGAGGAGGUUGAGUGUUUGUAGACCCAUGAGCAACAAAGGCAAACUACAAUAAGAAUUUGAUUUCCAUCUGGUUGUCCAUUUCCAAUACAAGUUUGGGGCUCCAAGUUCAGAUACUCAUAGCUCAAUCAUUUACCGGGUCAAGAAAUUGUUAAUUAUGUCCGUUGCUAUGAGCUUGUGGGUGGACCACCUACAUGGCCCGCUUUGUAUAUAUUUUGUUACAAGCUCCGAUUCACAACUGAUGAUGAUGUGUUGUUUAAAUCAGAUAUGACUUGUACAUGAUUUUUGUUGUUAAGGAGUUGCUGGAAGAGGCCAAACCAACCAUUAUUUAAGAGUAAUCCAAGAAACUACAUUUGUUAAGUGAAGCCAACACUCUGCUGAAGAAAACAAAAAGAUUAUGUCGAUUGAGGAUGAUCGAGUUCACGUUUCACUUCUUAUCCUUCAAUCCCCAUCUCCUUGAGUAAAGAUCAUUUGUUGUAUUACGUGGCUGCCAAACAUUUCAAACACUCCUGGGAACAUUUUAGACGUAAAAUUCUACAUUAUAUGAGGAAUUUCCUUUUUUCCGAACGAAGAAUCACGUAGGCUGUCUUGCCAUUUCCAAGAGUAGUGUGUGUGUGUGAUACUUAAAAAUGAGAUGUUAUUUCUAAGCACUGCUUACCUAUCAGAGUCAAUGUAGAAGUAAGGUAAUUGCCACAUUUUCCAAA